This is a messenger RNA of Sporothrix schenckii 1099-18, 324 nucleotides long. RefSeq lists its product as uncharacterized. Bases 1 to 324 code for a protein of 107 amino acids. The record is from RefSeq and is a predicted model, not a curated record. Lineage: Eukaryota; Fungi; Ascomycota; Sordariomycetes; Ophiostomatales; Ophiostomataceae. The transcript has a single exon.
AUGCGGUCGGCAAGAGAGCUAGAGCACCAAAACCGGCCCCCACCUCUCAUUUUCAAAACUGCCUGCGGCCAGGUUGUGUGCUGCGCCGCCGCGAGCCAGUUGUUGUUCCUCGGCAGCCGGCAUAACACUGGAACGCUGAAGCCAGAGGAGCACCCCCAGAAGGGGGAAAUGAGAGGCACAAAGAACCAGAUGACUUGCGGCCGCAAAGGGAUCAGAGCCCCCUUUAUCUUCUCUCCGCCAUUUCUCCGCAUAGUUAGUCUCUCCCAAAAACGAUUCGUCAUCUCAAUGACUGUGGGUGAGGUUGGGGGCGGGGCAAAAGGCUGA